AUGGAAGAAAUCGUAGUCAGCUUGAGCAGACUACUGCCGAAUCUAGGAGGAGCGGGCAGCACAGCCAGACGCUUAUACGCCAACGUGGUGGCAUCCGUCACCCUGUACGGAGCACCAGUAUGGGCCAGCGAAGCGGAGGAUAACGCAGUGAUCCAGCGCACAUUUAGAGCGUCGCAACGAAGACUCGCCUGUCGCAAGAUACGAGCAUAUAAAACGUCAUAUAUCCUUGUCGUCAGCACCGCGCUCGCAGACAUGCCCCCGCUUGAGUUAAUGACCGGCGUACACAGUGAAGUCCAUGAGCGGGUCUCAGAGGCCAGACGGGAAGGGGAGAUCCUUACUCCAUCGAUCGUGAGAGGUUUUCGGGAGAACGCGAGACGCAAGCUAAUCGUGAAAUGGAAGGACUGGAUGUCGGGUCCAGCACGAGACCAGGCGCUGGCAGCCAUCCGGCCACGACUUGUUAAAUAG
Molecule: messenger RNA, 465 nt
Organism: Mycetomoellerius zeteki
Lineage: Eukaryota; Metazoa; Arthropoda; Insecta; Hymenoptera; Formicidae
Exons: 1
Coding region: 1-465 (154 amino acids)
Source: RefSeq, a predicted model, not a curated record